GUGUUAUUGAAUAAAUAGAAACAAGGAAACGAAGACGAGAAAAAAACACAAAAUACACAAAACAAAUUUUUUCUUCUACCAUAAUACCAUCCAUUCAUUGUGAAAAGUUUGAUAAUCGUGUGUAAAAAAACUGAAAAAAAUUUACAGAAAUAACAAGACUUGAGACUAAUUGUCGAGAAUUACUUUAAGGUAAAGAGUGAAAAGUAUUUUAGACGCCAAAAUUAAGGGCUAUAGAAAUCCAGCACAACCUCUCGUCGACGAAGCCGAGGAGGUGGAGACAGAGCACGCCACUAUGGCCGCAAAUGAUUCAGGUGUGGACACCAGCAACGAUAGCAAUGACGGCGUGACUGCUAGCAUAAUGAUUACACCGCCACCGCCAAUAAUGCCGCCCACACCAACAUCGUCACCUAAUACCCACGAGUGGCCUACCAUCAAUCCGAAUGCAUUCCAUCUUAACUCGGAUGAGCAUUUUGCGCUACCUACCUUACCGCCACUGCCAUUGAACUCGUCAUCGCAGUCAUCGGACUUUAUGUCUAGCAUCAUCCAUCCUAGUACCCUGCCCUCUAGCAGUCACAACUUCAAAAUGCGUCCCCGUACGUGCAUAAAAAGUAGGUUGCGUUUUAGUUACAACAACAUUUUUGCCGAAUCGACGGGACGGAAAUUACGCUAUGCGGCCUCAACAAAUAACAUCGAGUUGUUAACUCGAGUUUUGGAGUCCGGCGCGGAUCCUAAUGCCUCGGACGAGUACAAGCGUAGUCCGCUGCAUUUGGCAGCAUGUCGCGGUUACAUACAAAUCGUACAGCAACUGCUCAAAUUCGGAGCUAAUCCAAAUGUUGUUGAUUCAUUGGGCAAUACACCACUACAUUUGGCCGUCAUCUCGGCCAGCUCUAAUAAUUUUAAUGUUGUGGUCCGUGUUCUCCUGCAGGGCGGUGCCAGUGUUCAUAUGUUCGACCGCAGCGGCAAAUCGCCACUGGAACUUGCCGAAGCUAAACUACGUUUACUCCGUACCAGAUACGAGAAUCCUACUCCAGAGACCAGUAAAAUUCUUGAGGACAUGUGUAUGCUAACUGCCCUUAUUCUGCGAUACAUGGUUAAGCAACAGCGAGAACUCGAAGAUCUCUCGAAUUUGGAGAAACGUUUACAAAAUCUUAGUACCCGCGAUGAUCAGGAACAGGUUGUCUCACAGACCGCUGACGAGUUGUUGGCCAGCAUUGAGGGUCUCUCGAUUAACAAGUAAAACGCUGUAAAAAUAAGAAUCGAUCAGCGAAAGAUCACUGUUAAUUUUUAUUUAAAACAAAAUGUGUAUUGUCGUUAUAUUUUCGUUUCCUAAUUUGGCUGCCGUGUGUUUGUAUCGUUUGGAUGAAAGCAUACAUCAAGGAUUGUACAAAAGAAAAGAUUGAUAUAUUAUAUAUAUUGUAGAUGUAUAUACAUAAUAUCUAAGUACUAUACAUAUAUGAACAACUUUUCAUUGCAAUUUUUUUCAACACAGACGAUAUUUUCUAUUCUUAAGAUAUUUUAAUUUUUUUUUAUGAUUACUAUUAUAUAUAACAGAAUAUGAUAUAUAUAUACAACUCUUUUUUUGUAGUUUUUAAGUUUACAAAUGUUCGACAUAUUACAACCAUAACAACCUAAAAUUUCAUAGAAUCAUAUACGAGAAAAAAAUAAAAUAAAAAGAACACUUAUUUGUUAUAAACAUUUUCAAAUUUCAAACUGAAAUUGGUAUUUGCCACAAAAUCUUGUUUAAGUUUUAAAAAGUAAAUUAAGAUUAAAAAGAAAAAAAAAAACAAAUACUUGCAAAUAUCCAUUGAAUACCAAUUUAAAAAAAAUAUAUAGAUGUUAUCUAUACACUACAAAAUUAACUAUUAAAUAAGUUUUAUUAUAAAACUAAAAACAAAAUAUAUAUAUACUAAACAUUACACAUAAAGUGAAGUAAUAAAAGUAAAGCAAAUUAACAAUAAAUAAAAUCCUCCAAAAAUGUAAAACUUUAUUUACUACUUAUGUAUAUGUUAAUUAAUGAUUUACACAAUCAAUCAAUCAAUCAAUUUAAUAUUUUAUUAUAAUUGUAUGUUUUUAUUUUCAUUUGAAUUCAUUAGAAAUUUGUGCAGUAGUUACUUUAACAACAAUAUACAUACAUACUAUACAUAAAAGUGCAUCAACGUACAUCAUGUGCAUAGACAACGUCAAAAAAUAUGUACAUUGGCAUAUAUAAACAACAACAAUAAAAAAAAAUUAAUAAUUUAUCGCAUGGAAGAAAAAAAUGUAUUUAAAGUUGUUGGCUUUAUUGCAGAGAAUCUGCUGUAUUCUUUUCAUUUUUCCUUUAAUCUACUACCUGUAAUGAGGCCAAUUUCAUUAGUACAACAUCCGUUGAUAAAAUGUUGAAACUUAAUAUGAAAUAAUUCUAGAUAUUUAUUAAAAACGUAAAACCGAAAUUAAUUAAAUAUGUGUCUAUGAUUAUGAAAUUACUUAAACGAAAAAAAUGUGAAAACAUUUUAUCGAUUCAAUUUAAUAAACCGAAAACCAUUUCAAUCUAUUGAGUGUGAAAAAUAAAGGCAUUAGCCAUUAUAUUAAAACUGAA
This is a messenger RNA of Calliphora vicina (urban bluebottle blowfly), 2575 nucleotides long. RefSeq names its product ankyrin repeat domain-containing protein 54. Gene Ontology annotation, molecular function: protein binding. The record is from RefSeq and is a predicted model, not a curated record. The transcript has 2 exons. NCBI's taxonomy places the organism in Eukaryota, Metazoa, Arthropoda, Insecta, Diptera, Calliphoridae. The coding region runs from base 293 to 1237 and encodes 314 amino acids.